GUAGCCUCCCGCAUCAAGCGAAUAGAAGACUUCGCCAUGUCGAGAAAUCAUGGACUACGAAUCUCUCCACGGCCCGGGAGUCUCCAACUUCUCCUCAUCUCCCCCACGUAAGUUUCCCAUUCAAACCUCGGAAUUAUGAAAUAUAUUGACCGCUCUCAGAUCGCAUGCCAACCGUGUCCGCCGCACACGCUCUGCAACAUCUCACUACAUCUCCAACCAGAUGCAUUUCCACGGGAUUACCUCCCCUUGACUUGGGUCUUCAAAACCGAGACCCACAGAGUGAGACUGUUGACCCUUUUUAUGGCGGCGUUUCAAGAGGCAAGGUUACUGAGGUGUAUGGGCCUCCUGGUGUUGGCAAAACUGCGCUUAGGUUAGUGUUUGUGAACAUAUAUGAAGAAGCUCUUACUAAAGUUAUGAUAGUAUGCAGAUAGCCGCAAAUGUGCUGCAUGCUGGUGAGAACGUGUUCUGGGUAGGUAUGUAUUUGAAAUAUUCUCUGUUUCUUUGCUAGCUCCACUGCUAUCCUUUUAUAUUGGGCUCCGUUAUUUCUAAGCAUGCUCUUCUCGUUAUGUGAAUUUGUUACAAUGGAAUUUCUUUGCUUCUUUGAAAAGUGAUUUAUGUUUGAAUGAACCUAUGUUAUUUUCUACUGCAUCCAAAUCAAUUCGUACUUUUUACUCCUUUCCAAGUGCCAUCCUGACAUUCAUAGAUGCUUCACAUCCUCUACCUGCUCUGCGAUUUCUCCAUAUUCUGGAAUCAAUCCAAGCAGCGAAACCAGCCUCACAGGCACCGGCAUCAGAACCGCUCAAUCCAAGAGAUCUUCUUGAAAAGCUGAUACACUUUUCAACACCAACUCUCGCUCACCUUUUGGCAUUGUUUUCAAAUCCCACAGACACCAAUCCACCUCAGAAUACUGGUCUUAUUGUAAUAGACUCAUUCUCGACUCUCAUGGGCACCGCAUUCCCUCGGACAGCCGAGCCUCCAGCGGCGCCGAAAAAACCUGGUGGUAAGCACUCUUUCUUUUGGUCCCUUCCUUUCAGUCAUUAACACCCAGCAGCCCCAAAACCACAAAAUCCUUCCACUAGAAAAUUUCCAAUUCUUCAAAAUCUUCUCAAUACACUGCAAAAGAUUGCAGCAACCCGCAAUAUUGCAGUUAUCAUCCUCUCCCAAUGUCUUACCAAGAUGCGACCGGGUAUUGGUGCUAUUCUUGCACCAGCAAUUGGUAUAACAGCUUGGGAACAAGCACUCGGUUGUAGAGUUGUAUUGUUUAGGGACUGGGGAUGGAAUGAUGAAGACGGAAAUCCGGUGGAUGGCGUGAGGUUGGCCCAGAUAAUCAAGGCGGAGGGUACAACUCUCCCAGAAGGACGAGGUUGGCUGGCGGGGUUUACUAUCGGUGAGGUAUGUCAUCUUUCUCUCUUUCACUUUGUUAUUUCUUCUGAAGCACACCUGGAUGUUUCAAUGUCUUUCAAGAGAAGGAUCAGAUCCUCUUCAUCACAAAUAAUCCCUGCACUAGCGUUUUGCUCAUUUCAGCUCUCAUCAGAAUGGACUGUCAUCACUACCACUUCCAUCAUUCUCCGUCAUAAUACACCGACCGAGUUAUCCAAUCCAUCUUGCAGCUCAAAAUAAUAAUCAAAAUCCAACUUCGACACCCCAAAAUAUCCCUCAGAAGCGCAAGCGUUCAAAUGAAAUACCCGAUAGUGAGGGAGAAGACGACGAAGACUAUGGAUGGGCGGAAGAGGAUGAAGAGGACGUCCCCGUAAUGCCACCACAGUGGCAGGGCAGUGAGGAUAUUUUGAUUCCGGAUCCCGCUGAAAAAGAGGAAGAGGCCGAAGAGGAGGGAGAUGAUGAAGAAAACGAAGAUGCAGAUGCGAAUGAAGUAGACGAAGAUGGAAGGAAGACCUUUGAGGAAAUAGCCGAUAGUGAGGAUGAACUUGCACUUUGA
Messenger RNA from Hymenoscyphus albidus, 1936 nucleotides. NCBI's taxonomy places the organism in Eukaryota, Fungi, Ascomycota, Leotiomycetes, Helotiales, Helotiaceae. The record is from the annotation of a GenBank genome assembly.